Molecule: messenger RNA, 720 nt
Organism: Suillus subalutaceus
Lineage: Eukaryota; Fungi; Basidiomycota; Agaricomycetes; Boletales; Suillaceae
Exons: 2
Coding region: 178-618 (146 amino acids)
Source: RefSeq, a predicted model, not a curated record
UCACGUGAAUAACUAGGUGGAUAACUCGAGGUCAAAAUUGAUAGGGUGGAUUAUGUGAAUAACUCAAAUAACAGUAUACAUGUGCAGGGUUACGCUAAAUGGUACUAAAUACUCUUAAAGCUUAAUUAUUGAACACUGCAAAUCUACAAGCCUACUUAGUUGGUGGAAUGUCAAGCAAUGUUUCAACACCUCAAAGAUCAACUAGUUGAGCUGCGACAAUGUCUCAAGGCACUGCCAAUGGUCAUUCCUGUUCCACCGGCAACAGAAUCCAAGUACAAGUCCUCCAACUUCAGCCCAGAUGCUGAAUGGACUAUAGACAUCGGCAAGGCUGGUGCUGUCAACCGAGAGUUAGAAGUUAGGUUUGGUAAUCAUGUCAAUGGCCUGAAAUUUGUAGAGCAAGGUCCAGAAACAGAGGCCAUAGUGGAUGUUUUGGAAACAUGGAUCGAAAAAUGUCCAGGUGACAUCAUCCUCAAGAAGUGGGUGCAUGACAUCCUCGAAGCUGCGCAAAGUGUCAUUCUCGCUGCUGGAAAAGCUGUAAAUUACAUUUACUUCACACUUCAGAAAAACUCAUCACUGACGCACCAUACAGUUACCGAAGUAUUUGCAUCAGUCAAAUGACGAUCCAGACAUAGAGCUUGUGAGCUCCCCAAUUAAAAAAGCCAAGGCAUUGAAGAAGAAAAAGAUCAAGAUUGUCAAGUCCAACAUGUCUGUCAUGCACCU